Molecule: messenger RNA, 1918 nt
Organism: Neolamprologus brichardi
Lineage: Eukaryota; Metazoa; Chordata; Actinopteri; Cichliformes; Cichlidae
Product: neuronal acetylcholine receptor subunit non-alpha-2-like
Biological process (GO): monoatomic ion transmembrane transport
Cellular component (GO): postsynaptic membrane
Molecular function (GO): acetylcholine-gated monoatomic cation-selective channel activity; transmembrane signaling receptor activity
Source: RefSeq, a predicted model, not a curated record
UCUCACAUCAGGUCCCUGCCCCCUGAUACACGGCAGCAGUAACGGGGUUACUUUCCGUAUACCGUCUAGUUCCAGCACUGAUGGGAACCUCGGGGUCUAAGACAUAUCGGUGUGCAUAGCCUUCUUCUCCAGCUGACAAUACCAUGAAGUUAGAAGUCCUUCUUCUUCUCCUGUUGGGUUCUUGCAAGCUGUCCCCCGCGAAGAUUGCCGCUCCAAAUAAGUUUGUGUCCUUGGCGGAGAUGGAGGAUGCUUUAUUGAAGAACCUUUUCCAAGGCUAUCAGCGCUGGGUUAGGCCAAUCCAGCGUAACAAUGACACUAUUAAAGUACGCUUUGGACUCAAGAUCUCUCAGCUGGUCGAUGUGGAUGAGAAAAAUCAGCUAAUGACAACUAAUGUUUGGCUGUGGCAGGAAUGGAUUGAUUACAAGCUGCGAUGGAAUCCAGAUAAAUACGGAGGAAUCACCUCCAUCAGAGUUCCUUCAGAAAAUAUCUGGCUCCCAGACAUCGUCCUGUAUGAGAAUGCUGAUGGGCGGUUUGAGGGUUCCCUGAUGACCAAAGCUAUUGUGAAGUACAACGGGGCCAUCACCUGGACACCACCUGCCAGUUACAAAUCUGCCUGCACCAUGGAUGUCACUUUUUUCCCUUUUGAUCGGCAGAACUGCUCCAUGAAGUUUGGGUCCUGGACCUAUGAUGGCAGCAUGGUGGACUUGGUUCUCAUGGACAACCAGGUUGAUCGGAAAGACUUCUUUGAUAACGGGGAGUGGGAGAUACUCAAUGCUACUGGUGCCAAAGGAAACAGAAAAGAUGGCUUGUUAUCCUACCCCUUCAUCACAUACUCCUUCAUCCUGAAGAGGCUGCCUUUGUUCUACACGCUGUUCCUAAUCAUCCCUUGUUUGGGUUUGUCAUUUCUGACCGUCCUGGUCUUUUACCUCCCCUCAGAUGAAGGAGAGAAGCUUUCACUCUCUACCUCCGUCCUAGUGUCACUUACUGUGUUCCUGCUAGUCAUUGAAGAGAUUAUUCCCUCCUCCUCCAAGGUCAUACCCCUGAUCGGAGAGUACCUCCUCUUCAUCAUGAUUUUUGUCACCCUCUCUAUCAUCGUCACUGUCUUUGUCAUCAAUGUCCACCACCGCUCCUCAGCUACUUACCACCCAAUGUCGCCAUGGGUUCGAAACCUCUUUCUUCAAAAACUGCCCAGAUUGCUGUGCAUGCGAGGGCACACUGACCGCUACCACUACCCAGAGCUGGCUCCCGAAAGCCCUGAGCUGAAGUCUCGCUCUGGAGGUCGAAGAGGCCAGAAGACAAACAGUGGUUCGCUCGGACCGACUACUUCUGAUGGGAAGGACGAAGAAGCCUGGGGUACUAUGUUGGAGAAAGCCAUCUAUUCGGUGCGCUACAUCAGCAGACAUAUCCGUAAAGAACACUUCAUCCGUGAGGUGGUACAAGACUGGAAGUUUGUGGCCCAGGUGUUAGACAGAAUCUUCCUUUGGGCUUUCCUCACUGUCUCAGUAUUAGGCACCAUCCUUAUCUUCACUCCAGCUCUGCAGAUGUUCAUGAAAAUCCCUCCUCCAACUCCAAGUGAGGAACAAGCUUCAGAGCCGUUACACUGACGAGGCAACUGAUCAUCUGCCUUCAAAGAAAACAUUUUUUAAACAUGGUACCACUGAGCAAGAAGAACCCACUGCAGGCACCUUUUACAGGAUUUUGUUGACUAUCUGACUCUUUCUGUUAAACCACUGUGUAAAAUAUACAUGCGAAUAAGUCAUCAAGUCACUAUGUCUGUUUUGUCAAUAUCAUAAUGUUUCAUCUGAUUAUAUUGGCAUUUUAUUCUGGUUUAAGAUAUAUAUGACAACCUCAGUAACCAGUAGUUUCACCUGUGUUCAGUUUCAGUUCGCAAAUUGCCAAAAUAAAAAACAACAACAAA